Molecule: messenger RNA, 3017 nt
Organism: Branchiostoma belcheri (Belcher's lancelet)
Lineage: Eukaryota; Metazoa; Chordata; Leptocardii; Amphioxiformes; Branchiostomatidae
Product: solute carrier family 15 member 2-like
Exons: 22
Coding region: 116-2290 (724 amino acids)
Biological process (GO): oligopeptide transport; transmembrane transport
Cellular component (GO): membrane
Molecular function (GO): dipeptide transmembrane transporter activity
Source: RefSeq, a predicted model, not a curated record
ACAAACCCAAACCCCGUGGACCUUUACCGUUCACAGCACCGUUAGGACCUGUGGUAGGAGAUCGGGCGUUCAACUUUUCACUCCCGAAGACUCCGUCCCGUUUGGUUCGGUAACCAUGGCUGAGGAGACCAGCUCGUUUCGUGACAGGUUCCGAGGAAUACCUAAGUCCAUUGCCUUCAUCUGGACCUUCGAGUUCAUGGAAAGGUUCUCCUACUAUGGAAACCAAGCCGUCCUGACAUUGUUCCUUCUGGAAUUCCUCUCCUUUGAUGAUGACACCACCACUGCCAUCUUCCAUGCCUUCAAGUUUGCCACUUACUUCACGCCCAUCCUUGGUGCCAUGUUAGCUGAUAGCUGGCAAGGAAAGUAUCGCACGAUUAUUGGCCUGUCGAUUUUGUACUGUCUGGGUCACGUGAUGUUCACCAUGUCUGGGCUGAUCGGCAGCGCCCCCUAUCCCAUCCCAGGGGGAAGUGCACAGGCGAGAGUACCGGUAGCGAUGAUAGGACUGGCGCUGUUGUCCAUGGGUAUCGGAGGGCGGAAACCCUGUGUGUCGUCAUUUGGUGGGGACCAGUUCAAAGACGGACAGGAGAAGCAGCUUGGUGUUUUCUUCUCCCUGUUCUACCUGGCCAUCAAUAUUGGCGCGUUCCUGUCUCAGCUGAUCACCCCCGUUCUCAGAAAUGAUGUUCAGUGUUUUGGACAAGACUGCUUUGCACUGGCAUUUGGUGUGCCUACCAUAGUUAUGGCACUUGGAACAGUCCUAUUUGUUCUGGGAACGUUCACCUACAAGAAGAGGCCAGCAGCAGGAAACCUGUUGGUUCUGGUGUCUAAGGCUAUGGGUAAUGCUGUCAAAAACCGCUGCAGUCGUAGCAAGGGUGAGUCACGUGAUCACUGGAUGGACUAUUGUGACACCAACAUCUACUCUCCACGUCUGGUCCGUGACAUCAAACUGGUCCUCCAUGUGAUGAUCAUGUUCCUGCCUCUGCCCAUCUACUGGACACUUUUCAGUCAACAGGGUUCCAGGUGGACAUUGCAGGCAUACAGAAUGGAUGGAGACACGGGAGCAUUAGGAACAAUCAAGCCAGACCAAAUACAGUCUCUGAAUCCACUGUUGAUCAUCGUCCUCAUCCCCAUCUUCCAAGGCGCCAUCUAUCCUCUCCUGGAGAAGUGCAGGAUUCUGAGAAGCCCACUACAGAGAAUGUGUACAGGGAUGGCCCUCUCAUCUGUAGCCUACAUCAUCACUGGUCUUAUUCAGCUGAAAAUACAGAGUUAUUUACCAGUCCUGCCUGCUGACAGUAUGGCAGAGCUGCGGGUAGUGAACAUGGCACCUGACUGUUCUCUAGCCCCCGUCUUUGCGCCUCCGAUUGAUGAUUUUACCACUAAGUUCAAGAGCCCCAUUCCCUAUAUGGACCAAACAGUGCUGAGAGACGUCCCAGUUGGACAACACACCAUGGGGUUCAGCUGUGUCUCUGGCCCUUCUCAAAACCUGACAGCCUACCCUGUCAAUCUAGGGAGCCAAGAGAUCUACUCAGUCAUCGUCACAGACAAGAAUUCUCAACUCUUUGCGCCACAACCGUAUACUACCCGUGGUAAGAAGCCAGAUAAGGCUGACCCUAUGAUGAGAUUGAUAUUCCUGUCAGAUCCGUCAAACCUGACUCCUGACAGAAUGGUCAAUGUGAAAAUCCAAAGCCUGGGCGUCCCAGACCAACGUCAUAUGUUCUACAACAUCACAGAGAAUGCUGCAACUGAUUAUGUGGUCAAGGAACCCGGGAAAUUUCGAGUUGAAGUGCAGUACAAUGUCAAUGGGAAUUUGCAGACAGGAGAAGUAUCAGAGACUUACAUAGCAAAGAAUGGAGGUGUAUACACUGUAGUCGUGUUUGGGAGCACUUCUGAUCAGCUCAGUUUGAAAUGGUUUGCGGAUGUUGAGCCCAACCAGUUGAACAUCCUGUGGCAAGUCCCACAGUAUGUGGUCAUCACUGUUGGGGAAGUGCUGUUCUCUAUCACAGGACUGGAGUUCUCAUAUUCACAGGCACCUAAGAGUAUGAAGGCAGUGAUGCAGGCAGCUUGGUUACUCACCAUUGCCUUUGGGAACCUCAUCACUGUGGUAGUGGCAAAGUCAAGACUCAUCCAAGAUCAGGCUGUAGAGUUCUUCAUGUUUGCAGUCCUUAUGGCUGUGAUGACUGCUAUAUUCAUCGUCAUGUCUCACUUCUACAAAUAUAACGUUAUUCCGCCGGACGAAGAAGAUGGUGAUGAAAUGACGAAGUACCGAACAGAGAGGAACUCUGCUCGUGUUUGAGGACUUGUCUUGUGGUGUUUAAGGAAAAGGCAGGCAUUCAAAUCUCCUAAGUUGAAGCUUCAUAAAAAUAUUAAUGAAAAGUCAAAAGUCAAAAAAUGUACUAGUGAACUUUAAUUCUUUUGGAACAUGCAUUCUCUGGAAUUCUUUGUAUUGCACACGUACUAGUAUAUUAUUAUUAUUAUAUACAAUACUUACACCACACUUUUCUUACUAACCAUCUUGUUUGCGAUUUUGUCAUCAACUUGCAAGAUGCAAGAUAACUCAAAUUUUUAUCGUGAUGGACCAAAAAUGUAAUAUUUGAUUCUAGUGGUGAAGAACUGUUUCAAUGAACAUGGCAGCUAUGUGUUGUUACUGAUAACUAUUUUUUUAUAAUUAUACAAUUAGUAUAACUAACUACCCAACAACUUCUUUGAGUUUAGACGUGGUACACAAAUGUAGGUACAAAAUGUUUGGUCGGAGAGACAAGAACUGACUGUUAGAUAAAGAACACAAAAAAGUAGCAUUGUUAUCUGUAGAUUAGCGCACAAUAACUGAGAUAAUAUUAAUAUCACCUGCCUUCUUUCCUAUAGUGAUUACGUAUAUUUGAGAAAUGAAGAAUGUUGUUAUUAUUGGUCCUUUUUUUCGGAUCCUCCGUUUCUUUGCUUUGUACGUUUUCUACGAUAAAGUUUCGUAUUUUCACACCAGUAUGAUUCUUUCCGUUGUUGUCUUUCCUUUUGGUUUUAGAUGC